This is a messenger RNA of Astyanax mexicanus (Mexican tetra), 2514 nucleotides long. RefSeq names its product family with sequence similarity 43 member B (gene fam43b). The record is from RefSeq and is a predicted model, not a curated record. Bases 230 to 1231 code for a protein of 333 amino acids. Lineage: Eukaryota; Metazoa; Chordata; Actinopteri; Characiformes; Acestrorhamphidae. The transcript has a single exon.
GCGUGAGAGAGAGAGAGAGAGAGAGAGAGAGAGGAUUGGAGCAGCACUACAGAGCCUCAUUUCUCUCAGUCUCUCUUCAGUGUGUGACUGAGCAGCAUCCUCUCGCUCUUUCUCCAGCAUUAACGCUCUCUCGCAAUUUCUGAGAAUCUCAAAACCACCAGAACCCUGCACUCGAUUCCUAUCUGAAGCUGGCAGGGGCUCAGAGCCUCUCGCACAUCUGUUCAGGACGAUGCUGCCCUGGAAGAGGAGCAAGUUCGUUCUGGCAGAAGACGAGUCCAAAAGCAAGACCAAAAGCCUGAACGCCGGACUCGCCUACCAGUCUCUGCUUUCCUCCCUCCUGCGCUCCUGCCCCGACCUCGUACCCGACUGCCCCUUCCAGUGGCUGGCUGGCGUUUUCCAGAGCAAGCGGCAGAAGGUGGAGUUGAACAGGGAGGAGCCCACCUACAGCGUACACUACCUGGGCAGCGCAGUGACCGCCGUCGCCAAAGGAGAAGGAUGUACCCAGGACGCCGUGGCACGGAUCUGGGUGUCUAGUGACUACGGGGAGCGAAGCGCCAAGAUGAAGCUGAGCGUGGGGGCGUACGGAAUCCGUCUGGGAGCGGAUAAGGGAGGCCGCGGGAAGCCCUCGCACCUCUACUCGCUCAACCGCAUCACCUACUGCACAUCCGACCCCUGCCGCCCCAAGAUCUUCGCCUGGAUCUACCGGCACCAGGUCAAACACAAAGCCGUGGUGCUGCGGUGCCACGCCGUGCUGCUGGCCAAAGCCGAGAAGGCCCGGACCCUCGCCCUUAGCCUCUACCAGAACUCCACCUCAGCUUUUAGCGAGUUCAAGAGGCUCAAAAGGCAGAGCGACUUCCGGCACUGCCAGCAGCAGCUUCUGGGGGACGAUAUGGUUCCUCUCAUGCCCCUCAGGAGGCUCUUAAACGGGCAGUGCCACUAUCGGCCGCCUGUAGAGAAGCCGGGAAACGCCACUCGACUGUCAUCCAUCACCGAGGAGGAGGAAGAGGAGGAAGAAGAGGAGGAAGAAGAAAAUGAAGAAGAGGAGAAAAAAGAAGGAGAAGAGCUGGAGUUACUAGAGGAGAAAUCCAAAAACGAGAACCGAAGUCUGAAGCAGAGUCUCGACCCCGAGCAACCUCCCGAGAGAGAGCUGGGGUUCAUCGUUCACGGACUGGACGUGUUCUCCAUCACCAUCAGAGACGAGGUGCACAUGACCAUCAGCACCCUGGUCUGACCUCUCAUGGAUGAAGAUGAUGAUGGACAGUUUCUAUUUUCCUCUCCUCUCUCUCUUUCUGUUCUCUCUCUCUGCCUCAUCUUCUCACCCCUCUCCCCAUCCCCCAGUUGUUGGCUUUAGGAGUAGAAUCCUCUCGACUCCAGUCAGCAGCUUUUAAUGCUGCGCGCUGAGAAACUGCCAACUCGUCCUGCAAUCGCUUUCCGGCGGGUCUCCAAUAAACAGAGACUUUCACUGAGAGAACCAACACAAAAGCACAAUGUCUGAGGAGACUGAGAAUAAGAUGAUCUGUCAGAAGAGAGAGGAACAAACACAGAGGAAGUGUAUAUUUGUUCCUAUUGAACAAGAUUUAGUGCGCACACCAAAAAGAUAAAGAAGAAGAAGAAAUGAAGACAGAAAAGGAAGAAGUAGAGACUUUUUUGUACCUUUUAUCUCCUUUUCUAAUGAAACACGUGUGAAAAUGUGGGAUUUUUUUAGGAUCUUCUCAGACUGAACAUUCAUUUUGAAGAAUAAAUAAUCAGAUUGUUUGUAUAAAAUGUAAAUUUUUCUACUUCCUGUCCCUCUUCCUCCUCCUCCUCCUCACCUCGACCCUUCCCUCACCUCCUGGCAGUAACCUGCGUGACUCUACAGGGAGACGAGGGCGGGGGCUCGGCCUGCUGAGCUGUAAUGAAUGAACCCGUGAUUUAGGAUUUCAGCCAUGGAGUUGACGGGUUUACAGCCGGCGUCGGUCACAGUCCUGCUCGACACUUUCCCACACGAACAGCUGAACCUCGCCUGCAGCUUUACAGCAGGGCUUUUUAAAACAUGAUUUCUACAGACUCUGAUUUGCACUGUGAACGACUGGGACCAACACGAGGACUAAACAAGCGUAGACUGAAUUCAUAAACUAUAGAUUUAUAGAAAAGUCUGGGCUCGAUCUGUGAUAAAGGUAAAUAAGCUUUACUGCUUUAAGAGGUAAUGCAUCCCACCUUCUCCAUUCAUUCAGGCUUAUGCCAGGUUACAGAACAGUGGUGUCAUCUCAUAAUCUCAUAAUCUCAUGUGUUUUGGGCAUUGUGUGUGUGUGUGUGUGUGUGUGUGUGUGUGUGUUUGUGUUUUAACUCUGUUUAAAACGUUGCUUUGUGGUAAUGUUCUAUAUAUUUGCAGAUAUUUGCAGUUUUAAGUAGCUCUGUCAUCUUUAACAUGACAACUGCACUAAUAUUAACAUUAUUAUACAGAUUAAUAACAGGAAAUGUUGCACUUUUCUCAAUGAAAUAAAGUCUUUUUGUAGACGAGGCUGUCAGUACAGU